AUGGAUCAGAAAAAGCUGCGCAUUCUAUGUCUACACGGAUAUCGCCAAUGCGACCAGAGCUUCAGGCAGAAAACCGGGAGCACCCGAAAAUUGGUGAAGAAUUUGGCGGAUUUCGAAUUUGCCAAUGCGCCGCACACAGUGAUUGGUGAUCAGAAUGGUGAGGAAUUUUUUGACACCAAAUUUGGGUGGUUUUGGUUCAAAAUUCAGGAAUUUUGAGAAAAUUCUGCAUUUUUUUGACACCAAAUAUGCGAAAAAAUGCAAAUUUUACUCAAAAUUCAUCAAUUUUUCGUUUCAAGUCGAAAAAAAUUAUUAAAAAAACCUUUUUCCGUUGACUGAGUAUCAAAUGUAGUAGAUACGCAGCUAAAUCGAAUUGGCUGCGUACUUCUAGAGACACAUUAGAUACUCAGCCAACAAAAAAUGCAAAAUUUGGUUGCGUACAAAUUUUUAACUGAGUAUCAAAUAUAAAUACCAAUUUUUGGCGGCUAAAUUUUGAAUUUGAAUUUUUUCCCUGAGUAUCAAAUUUACGUAGAUACGCAGCCAAGUUAAUCGGGAAACACAUUAGAUACUCAGCCAACAAAAAAUGCAAAAUUUGGUUGCGUACCAAUUUUUAACUGAGUAUCAAAUGUAAAUGUAGUAAUUUUUGGCGGCUAAAUUUUCGAAUUUGAAUUUUUUCCACCUGAGUAUCAAAUUUACGUAGAUACGCAGCCAAAUUAAUCUGGAAACACAUUAGAUACUCAGCCAACUCAAAAUGCUGCAAAUUGCACGUGGAAUCUAACAUGAGCAAUGUUUUUUUUUAGUAUUUUUUAAUUCGACUUGAAUCACCCCAUGAGAGAAAUCUGAAUUUUUCCCGCCAAAAAAAUCCACUCAAAAUUUUCCAGUCGAGACCAGUCGCGCCUGGUGGUUCUCCAACGCGUCGCAAAUGUCAUUUUCGUCACGGGAACCCACGGAAAUCGCUGUGGGAUUCGAGGAAUCCAUCGAGACGUUGCUGGAUUUUAUCCAAAAAAAUGGACCGUUUGAUGGGCUGAUGGGAUUUUCGCAGGUAAUUCAAUUUGCCACGUCAUAACUCUUAUCCAGGUUUUUUUUUAAACCAGGGCGCCUCAAUGGUUCACCUUUUGUUGGCAAAAGCCGAGUUGGGACAAAUCCAGCUGCCUGGAAUUCGAUUUGCCAUGUUUUUUAGUGGAUUUUUGAGCUUGUCAGAGAAGCAUAGGGAUUUGACUGAAACUGUCAUCAACAAUAUACUAAGUGUGAGUUUUUGGGGCUGAAAAUUCGGCCAGAAAUCAUGAUUUUGCUUCCUGGAGAAAAAACAUGGUUUUUUGAAUGAAAAUUGAGCUCUGGAGCAUUUCAGGUCAAAUUUUUGAGAUUUUUCAAGAAAAAUUGCGCUUGGCAUCAUUUUUCUAGCUGAAAAAUUCAGAUUUUCGAGCAAAAUUGAAGCCCAAGAGCCAGUAGUAAUUGGAAAUUUUUCAGGCUGAAUCUGAGCUCUAGACCUUUUUUCUAGCUGAAAAUUCAUAUUUUUGAGCAAAAUUGAGCUCUGGAGCUUGAAAAAUCUAACUUUCAGGUUCAAGAUGAGCUCUAGAGCAUUUCCGAUCAAAUUUUUGAUAUUUUUCAUGAAAAAUUGAGCUUGGCAUCAUUUUUCUAGCUAAAAAUUCAGAUUUUCGAGCAAAAUUGAGCCCAAGAGCCAGUAAAAAUUGAGCUUGGGAGCAUUUUUCAGCCUGAAAAUCCCAAUUUUCAAGCUCCAGAGCUUAAUUUUGCUCAAAAAUAUGAACUUUUAGCUAGAAAAAUGCUCCAAAGUUCAGAUUCAGCCUAAAAAUUCGAUUUUUCAAGCUCAAAAAUCCAUAUAAAAUAAUUUCUGGAGUUUUCAGCUGCACGUUUCUGGAACAUCCGACGAAAUUGUGGCAAAAGAGAAGAGUGAUUUGUUGGCUCAACGCUUCUCAAUUCCACCAAUUCGAAUAAAUCACGAUGGCGGACAUUUGGUGCCAGCAAUGUCGAAGUGGAAAAUGGAGCUGGCGGAUUUUUUGAAACAGCAGCAGAUUUUGUGA
Messenger RNA from Caenorhabditis angaria, 2036 nucleotides. The record is from the annotation of a GenBank genome assembly. NCBI's taxonomy places the organism in Eukaryota, Metazoa, Nematoda, Chromadorea, Rhabditida, Rhabditidae.